AUGAAUCGUAGCGAAAGAAAGGAUCAUUGGUAUGACCAUCGACUUUCCUGGAAUCCUGAGGAAUACGGUGGAGUGAGGCAUUUCCAUCUGCCUGGGGAAAUGAUUUGGCUACCAGACAUCAUCCUCUACAACAAUGCACACGGCAGUCCAUGGGUAUCAGUGAUCACAAAAGCGGAAGUUUACCAUGAUGGCAGAGUGACUUGGAUUCCACCCGUCGUCUAUCACUCAUUCUGUACGAUUAACAUCGAAUGGUAUCCAUACGAUAUUCAGCAAUGUGAACUGAAAUUUGGCAGUUGGACUUAUAGCGGUACACAACUCGAUUUGAUGCAUGUAAGUGAAAAAAAUUCCAACUUUUUAUGCAAUCCACUUGACAGAAAGUCUCGUCUUUUAUCUGACGACGUGCACCACGUGGUGCGCAACAACGAAAGCGGGUGGGAUGUAGAGAGAGGCGUAGAUAUUUCUGCAUACCAGGAGUCUGUAGAGUGGGAUUUAUUGUCGGUCCUAAGCACUCGCCAUGAAAAAUGGUACCCUUGCUGUGACUAUCCGUCAAUUGAUAUAACCUACUACGUACAAAUUCGACGAAAAAAAUUAUUCUACACAGUUAAUCUCAUCGUUCCAUGUGCAUCUCUUGCUGCGCUCACAUCUUGGGUGUUCUACCUCCCAUGUGAAAGUCAUCAAAAAGUGCAGCUCUGCAUCUCGAUACUUGUCUCUCUUACCAUAUUCUUCCUGCUUUUGAUUGAGAUUAUUCCACCUACAAGCAUAGCCAUACCGCUAAUAGUCAAAUACCUGACUUUCACCAUGUUUAUGGUCUCAUUAUCUGUUAUCUUCACCGUGAUUGUCCAAAACCUUCACUUUCGCACAGCCGAAUUUCCUAUGUCGGAUUGGGUCCGCCGCAUUCUCAUUAACAAAAUAGGCAGACGGCUGCUCAUUUCACGAGCUACUGAAAAAGCAAACUUUCAUAGAAAAGCCCAGCACAGCAAGGCAGGAUCUUUCAUUUCGAUGUCGAUACUUCAAAAGCAGUUUCAAAAAACUGUUUUUGAGAUCGAAAUGGCUUCGAAAGAUAAGAAGCAAAUGAGCACGGUGAAUUCGCUGUUUCUCGACUUGCCGUUACUCAAUCGUUCCAAAAGCGUGAAGCCGGGAUUCAUUUCCCCAAUGAAACGAACAACGUAA
Strongylus vulgaris is the source of this 1170-nucleotide messenger RNA. The record is from the annotation of a GenBank genome assembly. Lineage: Eukaryota; Metazoa; Nematoda; Chromadorea; Rhabditida; Strongylidae.